Ascochyta rabiei is the source of this 414-nucleotide messenger RNA. RefSeq lists its product as uncharacterized. The record is from RefSeq and is a predicted model, not a curated record. Lineage: Eukaryota; Fungi; Ascomycota; Dothideomycetes; Pleosporales; Didymellaceae. The transcript is spliced from 3 exons. The coding region runs from base 1 to 414 and encodes 137 amino acids.
AUGUCUUUCCACUACUCUGCUGAGGACAUCCGCAUCGAGGACGGCCACAUCCUCAAGGCCCGCCUCCAGCGUGCUGACGGCGAUUGGAACGACUCUGAGAUCGACCUUAACAACCACAUUGGCAACGACAACGGCCACUUCUACUGGGACGGCGAGAAUUUUGCCGGCUCAGCGGAGGAAGUUCAUUUCACCAUCGAGGGCGACGGCUCCGUUCCCGUCCUCCGUGCCAACCUCGUCGACCAGGAAGGCAACCUUCAGCAGCGUGACGUCAACCUGUCCGAGCGCAUCUCCAACAACAAUGGCGACUUCAACUACAGCAAGUGGAUGCCGUCGCUCAAGCUUGACCAUGCUAACGCUCUACGCAGACUGAGUGUUGUGAACCUUAUGAGUACUACGAUAGUAAGGCGGCCUUGA